AUGGACGACUGGGAGGAAGGGGAGAUAGCAGAAGACGAGGAUCCAAUAGCCAAACCACUCAAUAAUGUAGAUGCAGCAGAAAAUUACGGUUCUGGCUCUGAUCUUGAACUGGAAUUAGAUAGCGAAGACGACGGUGAUGAUGUUGCCAAAGGCGCACCCAGCUCGUCCAUACCACGACAUAUGAGCCAAGCACAGUAUUCGAAACUCAUCCAUCCACCUACUCCACCGCUCUCGGAUGCAGCUACAUCUACCAGCAUGCCAUCAACGUCAACAUCAAAUCCACUAAAAGCCAAAACUAAGAAAAAGCACAAAAAGAAUAGUAAUAGACCAGUACCGUAUCCGAUACCUCAACCAUCUACUGUAAUAAAUGUGCCAAAUCCACCGAACGCCACCGUCCGUACAUGCUACUUGUCAUUAGGACACAUCAUGAAGGGCAUGCAUACCAAAAUCCAAAACCCACUUGCUGCGGAUCAAGUCGCUCGUGAAAUAGGACUCGAGAACAACGCCAACAUUAUAAACGUGAAUGUAAUUCAGGAUAAAUGUUGUGCUUUUGUGACUUUUGCUAGUCAUGACCUGGCAAAGGAAUAUGUCGCUGAAAAGACAAUAAAUCCUAUCAUGUGGCAGGGGUAUAUAUGUAAAGUUGGAUGGGCUAGCUUUGACCCGGAAGUCAUCAUUAAGAAGACUGGCAAUGCUGUCAAGGAUCGGGCCGCGAGGAAGACGGAGAAGCAGGCUGCUAAAAAGAGAAAGCAGGAACAGGCUGUUAAACAGGAAGACGCAUCAGCUACAAUAAGAGAAGCUAGGCAAAGUGAAUCAGAUGAUAAGAAUAAUAGUAGGGGUGGUGGAAAGACGUUGAAAAUCAGGCCUGUACCGCUCAUGGAAGAUGUCAUCAUGGCUGAAGUAAAACAAGAAGCCAUCAUCCCAACUCUAAAUCCAACAACAACACCACAACCACCACCCACAUCCAAAACAAACAGUGACGAAAUGGAUAUAUUCGAAUACAUAACAGCAAUCAGUAUAGGAGUCAGAUCAGAUCUAUCUCAAGCCCUCCUCAACGCCGAUUUAUCAGACUUGACAAACCUAGUCCUUGAUUUAGAGCCACCGAUAUCUCGCCCUUCCGUCUCAACAACUACACCAGUACCAUCAUCCAAUAGUAGAACAUCAGAAAUAAGCGCAACUCAAAUAGCCAAAUACCAAGAAGGAGAAGCACAGUACAAAAAAUGGGCGUCUACAAUCCCAUGUCAGUUCUAUAUAAAGAGACGCUGUGCGUUGGCUGCACAUUGUGAUUUUUCACAUGAUGUUAUAUUGAAAAAGAACAAGAAACCAGUUGACAAUGGUAUUGAUGAUAUACGAAGCAGUACCAUGUGCACAUUUAUGGUUCGUGGGAAGUGUACUCGUCGAGAUGCAUGUCCCUUUGCACACGACAAGAAGGAUGUGCCUUGUAUAUACUUCCACUUGUGGAAGAGCUGUAAGAAAUCCGAGGAGGAAUGUGAGUACUCGCAUCAGGGGAUAACGGAUGCACGGUUAGAGUUGUUGAAGGAGGAGUGGGAGCGUAUGAAGAUGUCGUCGUCUGAUAGAGCAAGUGUAAAUAAUAAGGCUAUGGUCGUCAGUGGAGGUUCUGCUAUGGUCGUCAAUCAAAGUCAAACCUGA
Synchytrium microbalum is the source of this 1647-nucleotide messenger RNA. RefSeq lists its product as uncharacterized. The coding region runs from base 1 to 1647 and encodes 548 amino acids. Gene Ontology annotation, cellular component: nucleus. The transcript has a single exon. Gene Ontology annotation, molecular function: metal ion binding; RNA binding. The record is from RefSeq and is a predicted model, not a curated record. NCBI's taxonomy places the organism in Eukaryota, Fungi, Chytridiomycota, Chytridiomycetes, Synchytriales, Synchytriaceae. Gene Ontology annotation, biological process: negative regulation of DNA-templated transcription.